Messenger RNA from Scheffersomyces stipitis CBS 6054, 1411 nucleotides. RefSeq lists its product as uncharacterized. The record is from RefSeq and is a predicted model, not a curated record. Bases 46 to 1251 code for a protein of 401 amino acids. The transcript has a single exon. NCBI's taxonomy places the organism in Eukaryota, Fungi, Ascomycota, Pichiomycetes, Serinales, Debaryomycetaceae. Gene Ontology annotation, molecular function: GTP binding; ATP binding; ATP hydrolysis activity. Gene Ontology annotation, cellular component: cytoplasm.
UUUCUUCUUUUAUCCCCCAACCAAGAGUCUGUGUUAUUCCAUGAUAUGAGAAUUUUCAUUCGAAGUUUCAGCAACUCCUUCACAAAAUGGGCCAAAAAGCCUGUGUCUGGAGCAAAGCUCAAGAACUACUUGGGCCGUCCUUCCAACAAUCUUUCCCUGGGACUCGUGGGUUUGGCCAAUGUUGGCAAAAGCACGUUUUUCCAAGCUAUUACGAAGUCGACUUUGGGUAAUCCUGCCAACUAUCCGUUUGCUACCAUUGAACCUGAAAAGUCCUUGGUAGUCGUCCCUCUGAUAAAAUUGGAUCAUUAUCAAAAGUUGUUUGGAUCUGAAAAAAAGUUGUCCUCCAAUUUGACAAUUUGGGAUAUAGCAGGACUUACGAGAAAUGCCAGUAGUGGUGCUGGGCUUGGAAACAAGUUUCUUGCCGAUAUCCGUCAAGUGGACGGAAUAUUUCAGGUGGUCAGAGGAUUUAGAGAUGAUGAAAUAGUCCAUAUAGAGGACAACAAGGUCGAUCCGGUACGAGACUUGAUGAUUGUCAACGACGAAUUGAUCCUCAAGGACUUAGAAUUCAUUGAAGUAGGUAUAGAGAAAGUUAAUAAGUUGUUCAAGAGACCUAAUGCCAACAAAGCUGAGAUUGAACUUGAACUCAAGACCUUGGAAAAAAUUCAGGAUUUGCUCUACGAUGGCCAAAAGGUGAUUAACGAGCCUUGGAGUGCCGAAGAGAUUGACAUAAUUAACAGCUACAAUCUCUUGACAGCUAAGCCUACAGUAUAUUUAUUGAACGUGAACGAAGAAGAUUACAAGAGCCAGAGCAAUGAGUUCUUGAGCCAGAUCCAAGAAUGGAUGGAAGAAAACAGUCCUCAGGACGAGCUUGUGAUCUUCAGCGCUCAAUAUGAAACAAAAUUGAAUGAGUCGGGUAACCUGGAAGACAGUGCCAUUCCCAGAAUAGUGGAGCGUAUGAGAGAUGCCUUACAUUUGAUCUCAUUUUACACUUGUGGACCAAAAGAAGCCAGACAAUGGACUGUGAGAGUGGGAUCAACAGCACCAGAAGCAGCUGGAGUGAUCCAUACGGACUUACAAAAGACAUUCAUCAGUGCGUUGGUGUACAAGUGGGACGAUUUGAAGAGCGAAAAAGCUCCGUUUAACGAGGCAGGAUUGAAGAGCAGUGGGAAACAGCAUAGACAUGGAAAGAAAUAUGCUGUUGAGGAUGGUGAUGUUCUUCUUGUGAAGGCAGCAGGUGGCAAGACAAGGUAGAGAAGAGAGAGAGCAGAGAAAAUAAAGAGAGAAAGUUGGUGAAUUGGGAAUGUAGCAUUUGUUCAGAAUUUGAUCCGGAUAGAAUCUUCUGUGCUUUGUAAAUAGACUAAAACUUGUAAAUAGAAACCACCAGUGGGAGAUCAUAAAUGGAGUAGAAGUC